GGAAGUGGUCUACUUCUCACAGCGUAUGACUCAUCUAUACCCCUCAGCUACUUUACUGCAUGCUGACCAUUUAACAGCGGUGUGGGCUUAGCGGUGCCGGCCAUUUUUGAGCGUUCAACAAGCGAUCUUGGCAUGACCCAACAGGAACUGGACUCAAAGCUCAUUAGUAUCUCGCGUGCUAUUGCAGUCCUGCUGCUUCUAUCAUAUGCUCUUUUUGUAUGGUUCCAAACCCGUACACAUCAUGGCCUUUUCACCAAGAUGUUUGAGAAAGACGAGGAAAGAGACCACGAUCGCGCGAAGGAUGCACGGAAGCCGAAGCUGACCUUGACCGAAUGCAUACUCGCUCUGGCCGUCUCUGUGGCAUUGGUGGCCAUCAUUGCGGUCAACUUGGUUCACGAGAUUGACCCCAUAAUUGAGGAGCACCAUAUCACGGAUCCUUUCAUGGGUCUUAUCCUUGUACCGCUUGUCGAGAAACUGGCAGAACACCUUACAGCCAUUGAUGAAGCCUGGGAUAACCAAAUGAACUUCGCGCUAACUCACUGUGUCGGCGCAACUCUCCAGACCGCUCUGCUGGUUACGCCAUUGAUUGUGAUCAUCUCUUGGUGCGCGCAGUGGGAUUUCAGCUUGGACUUUCAGAUCUUCGACAUGGCCAUGCUUCUCUUGUCCAUAAUCACUGUCGGUAACUUCCUUCGUGAUCAGAAGUCCAACUACUUGGAGGGCUUCUUAUGUGUCGCCGUCUAUGUCGCUAUUGCCGUCGCAGCAUUUUACAACCCCGGCGCCCAUGCAGCUGAAGCCGCUGCCUCAACAAGCGAGACAGCUGAGCACCUGAUCGCCAAGGUUGUUGGCUCGCUAUAGCACCGGGCCACAGACAUGAUUCUUUUACUUAAAUGUUUUUGACUAUUAGAACAGAGCGAGCAAGGAGUUAGCUGGUGUUUGACUUGGAUUCGGAUUACUUGCAGCCUUGCUGCGGAUACACGCUGAGCACCUCGAAAACGAAUUUGAAAUUGUACCAAAUGGCUAAUUAGAGUUUACACUACCCGAUGAAAAAAUAAUGAUAUAG
Truncatella angustata is the source of this 1060-nucleotide messenger RNA. Its product is annotated as Sodium/calcium exchanger protein-domain-containing protein. The record is from RefSeq and is a predicted model, not a curated record. Gene Ontology annotation, molecular function: calcium:proton antiporter activity. The transcript has a single exon. Gene Ontology annotation, cellular component: fungal-type vacuole membrane. Gene Ontology annotation, biological process: calcium ion transmembrane transport; intracellular calcium ion homeostasis. The coding region runs from base 133 to 855 and encodes 240 amino acids. Lineage: Eukaryota; Fungi; Ascomycota; Sordariomycetes; Amphisphaeriales; Sporocadaceae.